CAAUUUGUCAUCUCACCCUGAGUGUACCAAAGCUGACUAAAGCCAUCGCAUGUCUUGCAUCUCUCUGUGCAGUUCCUCUUGGUUAUCACUCAACGUUAGCUUCCCGAGUUUCCCAAACGAUGUUCAUGGUUGCUGAUGCUGCGAGAGCUUAAAGCCAGCGGACUUGGUAUAAGUUCCUAAUACAGACGGUUUUAAAUCUGAACAUCGUGAAAGCUCCGAAAGUAUCUUGCUUGACUUGUCAGCGGACCAUGGCAGAGCCAGAAUUGUUGCUGGAUUCGAACAUUCGUCUUUGGGUGGUGCUACCCAUCGUCUUCAUAACUUUCCUCGUAGGAGUGAUAAGACAUUACGUUUCAAUACUACUGCAAAGCGACAAGAAACUUACAUUAGAGCAAGUCUCAGACAGUCAAGUACUUAUCAGGAGCAGAAUUUUGAGAGAGAAUGGAAAGUAUAUUCCUAAACAGUCAUACCUCAUGAGAAAGUUUUAUUUCAACAAUCAAGAAGAUGGAUUCUUUAAAAAGACCAAAAGAAAGGUUGUUCCUCCCUCUCCAAUGACUGAUCCCAGCAUGCUAACGGACAUGAUGAAAGGCAAUGUGACGAAUGUUCUGCCUAUGAUCCUCAUUGGUGGUUGGAUUAACUGGACGUUCUCUGGGUUUGUCACAACUAAGGUGCCCUUUCCUCUCACUCUGCGUUUCAAGCCAAUGCUUCAGCAGGGAAUUGAGCUCCUUUCACUGGAUGCAUCAUGGGUGAGCUCAGCGUCCUGGUAUUUCCUGAAUGUCUUUGGCCUGCGAAGCAUGUACUCAUUGAUUCUAGGACAAGACAAUGGUGCGGAUCAGUCCAGGAUCAUGCAGGAUCAGAUGAGUGGCGCUGCCAUGGCAAUGCCAGCAGACACCAACAAAGCUUUCAAGGCAGAAUGGGAGGCUCUGGAAUUAACGGACCAUCAGUGGGCCCUGGAAAAUGUUGAGGAGGACCUGAUGAGCACGGAUCUGGACUACUGUGGAAUGUUCAGCCGGGAGUUACCCACUGGAAUCUUCUAAUGGCUUUUUGGACUGCUGAAAUGCUGAUGUGAUACCCCAUUAAGAUGGACUAGUUGAAGUUGAUGGAUUGAAAAGUUGACUGGUGGACCUAUUUCACUGGCUGUCUGAUGGCAGGGGUGCCAUGUUAGAAGUUGUCAACUGCAUGCACUAUGGUCACAUUAACUAUGCUAUUACACUCCUUUGAUCAUUUUUAAUAAUAAUGCUAAACACUCUUAAUUUCUGCAGUUCAAAUCAAAAGGGGAGGUUUACAUUGCAGCUCGUUGUUACGAAUUAGGAUUAACUCUAGGAAAGCCAACCUUUAGGAAAGCCCUCAAAACAACCUUGAGGUCUUGGUUAGUUCAUUUACUUACAGCAUUUAGAUCCAUUUAGUUGUAUUUUUUAUUGAAAUGGCUGAAAGGACUAUUUCUUGUGACCACUAAAUAGAGAAAAUAUGUCUUCAGUUUUUAGGAAAUAGGAUCAUGUCAACAAAUCUUUUUUUUAAGUUUAUUCGUCCCCAUGGUGUUCCCUUUUACUAUACUAAGGCAUGUAAUGUCUCAUUGCAUUCCAACUUUUUUCAGUUGAUGGAAAAUCUGUUAGUUACCAGUUUAACAAGCAUCCUCCAUAUUUCUUCUGUUUUGUGUGAGUAAUGUUCAUUUGGUAUUGUUUCUGUACUAUUUAUUUCACUUCAUUUGUUUUGUAACAUAUUUUGUAAAGAGAUUACACCACAUUAAACAUGUUUGUCUGAA
Clupea harengus (Atlantic herring) is the source of this 1759-nucleotide messenger RNA. It is a transcript of the gene emc3, whose product is annotated as ER membrane protein complex subunit 3. Gene Ontology annotation, cellular component: membrane; EMC complex. NCBI's taxonomy places the organism in Eukaryota, Metazoa, Chordata, Actinopteri, Clupeiformes, Clupeidae. Gene Ontology annotation, biological process: protein folding in endoplasmic reticulum. The record is from RefSeq and is a predicted model, not a curated record.